AUGUCUCGGCGAAAGACACCUUGCAUUGAAUGUAGAACACGAAGACGCAAAUGUGUUUGGCACUUGAAUCUAUCCUCAUGCCUCCGCUGUUCACAACGUGGGAUCGAGUGCAUACAAGUAGACGAAGACAACAGCAAUGAUAGCGAUACUCGAGGUGGCGAGCAACAAUUGGAGCAAUGGAAAGAUCAUGUGGAUACGAUGGAAACGCAGUUGCAGCAAUUGGAGACUAGCAUGAGUCAAUUGAUACGAGCCAAAACCACUCCCAAAGAGGAACCAACAUGGCAUCUCAGUAUUCAUCAAGGCGUUCUUCAGCUCGAUUCACGUAUCGAAAGUGUGGAAGAAGCACAACAAUUCAAUCAAGCGUUUUUCAGAUACUUGUCACCCUUUUGCUCUCUUUUCGAACGAGGACCUAUUCUCUUUGAAAGCGCCACAUCACAUAUCCUCAUCAAGUCAAUGAUGCUGAUCACCAACUUUGAUAUGCCACAACAACCAUCAUACUCGAUUCAAAAGAUGCUUGCACAUACAGGAGGAUGCGACACCAUCGAUUGGCAUUCAAUGGUUCAUCAAAUCGUGCAUGAUUAUAUGGAUGUUGACCGUUUUCAAUUCAUACGAACGCUUCAUAUACCAACUCUUCGAAUACGCUUGAACAACACCAAAGAUCCAUUCUCUUGUCCUUUGAUUAUGGCUAUUUGCGUCAGCAUGGUAGCGAGCGGAUUAUCAUGUAAACAGAGUACACCCAUUGAACGACGUAUGCUUGCGGAUUUCUUCUAUGACAAAUGCCAUGAUGCUCUCUUUGACAUCUUCGAUGACCCAACUCGACAACUCGACACCGUAGCAACAAUACCUCUGCUUUUUCAUUAUCUCAUCAUGGUUCGUCUUCAAUUCAAACAAGCCCGGCAUCUCGCAACCAUGGCUCUGCUUAUUAGCGAUGAAUUAGCGUUCUCUGAAGAGAAAAGGGGCUAUUUAUCACCAGUGGAACGAGUGAUGGUAGAUCGACAACGCUUUCAAUCAGCCUACUUGGUAUACAACCUACAAUUUAUCAUGGAUGGGAAACUCAAAGAAGAUGCCCUUGAGAGGACACCAUUUCAAGUGCGCUUUGAGGUCUUGGACGAUGAACCAGAAUAUGUGCAUCUCAUGAUCAAUGCCGCAAAUCAUACUUUGCGCUUGUUUACAACACAUUACAGCCUUCUUCUUCUCCAACAAAUGAAACGUUUAUAUGCAAGAAAAGAGACCGAUCUUGAUCCACACAUAUUCCUUCGCUAUGAGACAGUGGUGCGUGAAUGGUGGUCGAGCUUACCCGAUGAAUUAAGGCCGUGCAAAGAUCCUUUCUUAUUCCAAUCCAAUGACGUGGAUACUCUCCCCAAAGGAAGUUUCCGAACUUUACCUUUCGUUAUGGUGCACGUUAUGACAAUGAUGCUACACUCCGUGCUAUUGAAACCUCGAGAAUCAACGUCUGGAGGUAGUAGAGGCGAUUUCCUUGGCGUAUUGCGACAACAUGCACUAUCAAUGGCCAUGCGUUCCUGUGGCAUUUUAUUACACCUCUUUCGAUACGUUGAUCUUUUUAGAGAUAAUGGUGAUUCAUUGUCAUUCAUGUUCCUUGGACAAAUCAUCUACACUUUGUCCUGCAUCAAAUCAUGUUCCGAAGCACGGCUCACGCAGCAAUUGGAAGAAGAUUUCGAAAAGCUUUUCGAGCAAUUCGUUGCAUGUGUUCCUCCCGACCACAACAUCCCAUCCGACAUGUCACCUAUCACCACUGCUAUUUCCACAAACAUGGUAUCGCCCACGUUGGGUAUAUAUAAUGACUUUGCUCUAUCCGGCUAUGCGUUGUAUUACGACAUAUUGCGAUCAAGCGUGGCACAAUUGCAAACGAUUUCAUGA
Messenger RNA from Lichtheimia ornata, 1878 nucleotides. RefSeq lists its product as uncharacterized. The transcript has 4 exons. Bases 1 to 1878 code for a protein of 625 amino acids. The record is from RefSeq and is a predicted model, not a curated record. Lineage: Eukaryota; Fungi; Mucoromycota; Mucoromycetes; Mucorales; Lichtheimiaceae. Gene Ontology annotation, molecular function: DNA-binding transcription factor activity, RNA polymerase II-specific; zinc ion binding. Gene Ontology annotation, biological process: regulation of DNA-templated transcription.